Helobdella robusta is the source of this 534-nucleotide messenger RNA. RefSeq lists its product as hypothetical. The record is from RefSeq and is a predicted model, not a curated record. The transcript is spliced from 2 exons. Gene Ontology annotation, cellular component: cytoplasm. The coding region runs from base 1 to 534 and encodes 177 amino acids. NCBI's taxonomy places the organism in Eukaryota, Metazoa, Annelida, Clitellata, Rhynchobdellida, Glossiphoniidae. Gene Ontology annotation, biological process: peptide catabolic process; proteolysis. Gene Ontology annotation, molecular function: metalloaminopeptidase activity; zinc ion binding; peptide binding.
AUGCAUACGCCUGUCUCCAAGAUCGCAGCAUUAACAAUUUGUUGUUUGUUUGCAACCUUAACAUACGCCAACUCUCUUGAUGAGCCUGGAAACGCAACCGCAUGUGUGAUAAGUGGGAAUGAAACAUGUUGGAACGAUUUGAGACUGCCGAAGGACUUGGUGCCUCAAUCUUAUGAGAUUCUUAUUCAUCCUGAUCUUGAACGAUUUGAUUUUCGUGGCUGGUCGUGUGUGGAGGUGUUUGUCAAUACAAGCGUUAACUACAUUGUCAUGCAUACCAAAGAUCUCAAUAUCACCAUAAAUGAUAUACGCUAUAAAAUUUACUCAGAAAAGAUAGAAGUCGAGAGGCACUUUAUCAAUGGGGAACUGGAGCAAUUGUUCAUCAAACUGUCUUCUCAUCUCCUGAGACAUUCCGCCGUCCUUAUCAACGUAUCCUUCCAUGGAAUACUCAAUAAAAAAGAACAGGGAUUUUUUCGAAGUUCCUACAAAAUAAACAGUAUCCCCAGGUUUUUUGAAAUGUUAUGUCAAUAUCAAUAA